UUGCAUUACUACUAGGGCAGCCAAGCUGUACGGAUCAGCUGAUCUGUUGCAAUGGACCAGAGUGAUAAAAAUGAUAGUGCUUCGCCGCAAGUGACUACCUCUAAACCGAAGUUUGAUAAAGUUGACAAAUGGGGAUACGCAAUCUGCUUCGGAACUAUCAUCACAUUCAUUGCAAGUAUUGGUCACGUGAAUUCCUUCGGUCUGAUAUACAAUGACUUUAUGUUGGAAACGCAUGCUUCGGCCAAGUCCCUGACGUCAGCGCAUGGAGUCUUCGCGUUGAUGUUGGCUGUUGGAGGCAUAAUCCUCAAUUUGCUAACAAAAAAGAUAACACUAAGAACUGGGGGUCUGAUUGGAUCUAUAAUAUUCGUAGCGGGUUCCGUAGCCACCAUACCAAUAUCUACCACCAACCAACUCCCUCUCACCUUCGGAGUCCUCCAGGGUAUCGGAUUCGGCAUGAUGGUACCAGUCAGCUACUCCACACUCAAUUACUACUUUGUCAAAAAGAGGACAGCAGUUAUGAGCGUGUGUAAAGCCGUGCAAGGAAUCGUGCUCAUGUUCUACCCGCAAAUGUUGAAACAUAUGAUGUCGUACUACGGAUUGAGGGGGACACUGCUAUUGCUGAGCGGGAUAUCUUUGCACACUGUUCCGGGAAUGCUAGUGAUGAGAACUGCGGAGCAACAGAAAACCGCAAGUACAGCGUAUGAGGGAAAUUUUAGUUCUGCUACCGACCGCCAGGGGAGCUGUUUAUAUUUUCAUACAAAAUUACUCGAUGAACUCUACUUCAAGUUAACGAUGAAAAUUCAUGCUAUGGGGUCAGACUGUAAUGGUAAAAAUAAUUAUUUCAGGUUGGAAAUAUUGAAGACAUUAAACGUGAGAGUGUUGCGAGACGUGGUGUUCUGCAAUAUCUGUGUCGGACUAAGUUUUGUCAAUUUCUCUGAUCUGACUUUCUUCAUUCUUCAACCGAUGCUACUGUUCCAGUACGGAUAUAAUAAAGGUGAAGUGGCGUGGUGCAUCUCUAUAUGCGCAGGCGCCGAUGUGUGCGGGCGAUGCGCGCUGGCGGUCCUCAGUAGCCUGGUGCCCACCAACACCAGGCUGAUCUACUACGUGUCUACGUUCUGCACUCUUGUGCUUAGAAUUGCCCUUCUCCAAGCGCGCUCAUUCCCCUACGUAUCCUGCCUGACGGGCGCGCUGGGCGUGCUGCGAGCCUGGCUCCACGUCACCAGCCCGCUGGUGGUGGCCAGCCAGGUGAAGAGCCAGGAGUUCCCGGGCGCGUAUGCUGUGUACAUGCUGGCUGCAGGGCUGGUCAAUGUGGCGGGGUCGCCGGUUAUUGGUUUACUGAAAGACCUGAAUGGCGACUAUGUGCCUGCAUUCUACGGCCUGGCGCUGUGUUGCCUGCCGUGCCUGCUGCUCUGGCCACUUGAAUAUUUUCUUAAAAACAAAUAAAAUUAUCCAAAAAUCGCUAUUAAUUUAAUGGUAAAUUUAUUGUAAUUACUAACCUUAAAAGUAUUAAAACUAUGUUCAUUUGUAAUAGCUACUUAUAAAAAGUGCACACUGUAGCAAUUUUGAAAUAGAGCUAAUAUACCUGCUAGCUAUGUACAUAUACAAUCACACCUUGCCAAUCUUUCUUGCAGGUAAAUAUGGAAAAUAAUUCAGCAAAUCUGACAAAAGGCAAACUUUUAAAUUUCGUCCACGUCCUUUUCUUUGCUGUCAUCAAUUUUCUCUAUUUCCCGCGCAGGUACUGAACUCCUCGUGAAAUAUACGACCACUUUCUCAUUGUUGACUUCGUAAUAAAAGCUCGGAAAAUAUAAAACAAAAUGAUGAAAAAGUGUCGGUCUCAGAAUGAGAGGAAAUUAAUUUUCUCAAUCCUUCAAUAUAGCUUGGAACUUUAUCGAACAACGUAAAUAAUUGCUUCGUUUCUUAUACCCUUCGCUCACUGCUUAUUUAUAUGAGUAUUCCCUAAUUGAAAUCAUGAAUGAAGUUUAAUCUUCUAGUAGACAACGUUUAUUAUUGCAAAGAAUAUGAAAAAGCAAAAACCUUCGGAAUUUCAUAUUGUUAUCCGAUUCGGGAAAAAUACCGGGAAAAUAAAAUAUAUAGGUACUUACCUAUCAG
Molecule: messenger RNA, 2109 nt
Organism: Plutella xylostella (diamondback moth)
Lineage: Eukaryota; Metazoa; Arthropoda; Insecta; Lepidoptera; Plutellidae
Source: RefSeq, a predicted model, not a curated record